This is a messenger RNA of Schizosaccharomyces japonicus yFS275, 978 nucleotides long. Its product is annotated as fungal protein. The transcript has a single exon. NCBI's taxonomy places the organism in Eukaryota, Fungi, Ascomycota, Schizosaccharomycetes, Schizosaccharomycetales, Schizosaccharomycetaceae. The record is from RefSeq and is a predicted model, not a curated record. The coding region runs from base 243 to 926 and encodes 227 amino acids.
AAAGUUGUGUAUGACGUCACCCUUCACUAUAUAAGACGGAAAUUCCGCCUCUGGAGCGUCCCAAGCCAUUCAUUUCUGUGGACGGCAUUAUAACAGCACUCAAGGAUAUCUGUCCUUUUUCUUCAUUUCAUCGUAUCGUGCACAUUUGCUUUUGUGCAUUGAUUUUACCGGUGUUCGUUCGAGUAUAAUCAGCGACGCCUGACUGGAUAACAUAUCCGUUUUCAUUUACAUAGAAUUACAGCAUGGUUUACCAAACUAGACAAGGUCUUCCUCAAGGCUGGUUGGCCCAGUGGGACUCAAACUACAACCGUUACUUUUUCGUGAACGAGAUGGGUCCCAAUCCCCAACCCACUUGGGAGCCCCCUGUCGAGGGAUUGGCCCUUCCUCCUCCUCCUGGCGAGAAGUUGCCUCAAGAGGUUCAACAACAAUUGCAAGAGAAGGGUGUCAGUGACCAAUAUUACCAACAACAACAGCAGCAACAGCAACAAACCCAAUUCUACAACACUCAGCAGGGUUAUACCGCUCCCUCCACCCAAUCUAAGGGUUUCAUGACUAACCCCUUCGUCACUGGUCUUGGCGGUAUGUUGCUCGGCAGCUGGAUGACUCACAAGUUCGACAAGUGGACUCACCCCGGCGGAAACGGUGGCUUUGGCGGUGCUCCUCCUCCCCCUCAACCUCAAGGUGGUUUCUUUGGUGGUGGAUUCCGCGGUGGUGACGACCGUGCUCCUCCUCAAGGUGGUCUUGGUGGCCCUGGCGGUCCCGGCGGCUUUGGUGGUCCCGGUGGUCCUCAUGAUGGACCCGGAGGUCCUGGCUUCGGUGGCCCUAACGGCCCCGGUGGUCCUGGAGGCCCUGGUUUCGGUGGUCCUGGUGGACCAGGCGGUCCCGGUGGUUUUGGUGGUCCCGGCGGCCCUGGUGGUCGCUGGUAGAGCAAUUUAGCUUAGUCUACGAUAACGCCUAUGAAAUGAUGCAUGAUCCAAA